Molecule: messenger RNA, 632 nt
Organism: Penaeus vannamei (Pacific white shrimp)
Lineage: Eukaryota; Metazoa; Arthropoda; Malacostraca; Decapoda; Penaeidae
Source: RefSeq, a predicted model, not a curated record
GAGAGAGACCGAGGAAGCCGUCUCUGGUUAUUUGGCCCAGUGGUGGCAGCGGAAAUGACAGCGUGUUUCCGUGUGCCUUGAACUUCGAUAACCUGUCAGGUGGCACUCCGAACAGAAUUACAGUUUCUGACGACGAUGACAGGUACCCUCCCGAGAGUGGCAGCCACUACUCUUAUUCUCCCCAUGAGGUGAAAGAGUGGUCUCGAUACAAACGGCCCUUUGCCCCAUGCUGCAUGACCGUCAUGAGGGAGGGCAGUUGCGGCCUCGUCAUCAUGGCCCUCGGCUUCAUCGUCUUCUUCAUCGCUGCCAUCGUCAUCUGUACGAGCGAGACGCUGUCAAUGCCAACGCCAGAAGAACAGGUGAUGGAAGCAGCCAAGUUGGCAGUAUUGCCAGAUUUUCAUGCGCAAGUGAACGUACCGCUGCCUCAGAGAAUCAGUUUCUUAAUGGGAAAUGAUACUGAUACAACAGUCGAGCCACAAGCAACCACGGCGACCACCUUACACCCAAGCACCACCGCCGUGCCACAAGGAAACAUCACCGCUAUGCCGCCAGCGAACACCACUGCUAUGCCAUCAACAGACGCCACUGCUAUGCCACCAACAGACGCCACUGCUAUGACCACUGCUAUGUAA